Molecule: messenger RNA, 312 nt
Organism: Beta vulgaris subsp. vulgaris (sugar beet)
Lineage: Eukaryota; Viridiplantae; Streptophyta; Magnoliopsida; Caryophyllales; Amaranthaceae
Source: the annotation of a RefSeq genome assembly
AUGCCUUCUCUUCCUAAGCUUGGUUCAUCUACUCUUCUUUCUAUGAUGAUCACUAUCAAUUCUCCUCGUACUGUACGUCAGUCCGUUCUUUUUCGCUUUCCGUCGGGCAAGUCUCAGUCUUUUAUUGGGGGUUGGUCAGAGUGCUGGCCCAUGGUCGGCGGAUCAAUCAUCCGAUUUUGUCCAGUUGAAGGUAGUGGAAAGCGUUUACGCUUUACGAAACGAGUGGUUUUCAAAGCUUCCGAGUUGGUAGAGCUUCGAGCGGGAACUUCUCGAAAGGAGUGUUGGCAGAUCGACCUAAGGGCACGUGGCUAA